CACCCACCUAGUUUUAUAUACUCGGGAAAAGCAACUGCCUUCAUCUGCAAACAUUCCUUGCCAUAACUCCCACUGUCUUACAACACUGUAACACCUUGCAUUAGCAAAUAUUAUAUAUCUUGUGCUUUUUCACAUAUUUAUCAGUCAUGGUAUGAAUGAGAAUGUGGUAGAUUGGGAAGGAGGGGACUGGACUGGACUGGUAUGGUAGAUUGGGAAGGAGGGGAGUGAACUGGUAUUCUAUUUGAUGGGGAAUUGUGCUUUUGGGAGUUUUGCAGAGGUGGAGGAGGCCAUUAAGGUCAUGACCCCCAGUGGAGGGGUGAUGGAGUUUGAUGGACCCCUCACUGCUGAAUGCAUUACCAAUGACUACCCAGGUCAUGGAAUCUUCCAUGGGUGUCUCACAUCUACUUCUCAGCCCCUGCCUCACAAUGAAGACCUCCUCAAUGGAGAAUUGUACUACCUGCUGCCUCUGAAUCACAGUCACAGUCACAGUCACAGUCACCCAGAGGAGGAGGCAGAGAAGGGGGUGUCUCUGCCAGCCCCAGCCCAGUUGCCCUGUGCCUCUGAUCACCUCCUUCCUAGGAUUUCUACCCACACCAUUUCUACUGUCACCAAAUGCAGGAAGCCAUGCAUAGAGAUGAUUCCUAAGCAGAGGAGUGGAGUGUGGAGGGUGAAGCUUGUCAUAACUCCAGAACAGCUCACAGAGAUUCUGUCCCAGGAGUCCAAUACAGAGGCCCUGAUUGAGAGUGUCAGAACUGUGGCUAAAUGUGCUACUACUACUAAUGCUUGCCAAGAUCACGAUCAUGGAGACUGUAACUCCUUGAAACCAUCUGUGGAGAUGCUAUCAGAUGUGGCUGUGGAUGAGUCUGUGGGUGCACAGAUGGAUAGAGGGAUUUGAAGAUGGAUUGUGGGCUGCCUUCUAGACCUGCCCAAUGUAUCAAUGCAAUAAUUCUGGGCCCCUGUUUGAUGGCUGGUGCAGGGUAUCUGUAUGAAGCCCAUUAAAAGUUUACUGUGUAUAGUCUGUAUCAGGAGGGUUCUUCCUUGGCUUGGAUCUGCCAUUGAAGCUGAAGUUGGAACGCUAUGGGCACUGUAUUGUUAUUUUUUCUAUAAUAAACCAACUAUGCAAGAAUCUCAUCAGUAGAUUUUUGGGAA
This is a messenger RNA of Cryptomeria japonica (Japanese cedar), 1149 nucleotides long. RefSeq lists its product as uncharacterized. NCBI's taxonomy places the organism in Eukaryota, Viridiplantae, Streptophyta, Pinopsida, Cupressales, Cupressaceae. The transcript has 2 exons. The record is from RefSeq and is a predicted model, not a curated record. The coding region runs from base 245 to 895 and encodes 216 amino acids.